AUGUUGGGCCAGCGAGCGGCAGCCGUUGGGCGUUUUUGGAAGCACAAACGUCAUUUCAAUAGUCUAGCUUGCACCGGAUCAGAAUAUAGUCGUGAAGAUCAUGAACAGUCUUACUACAAGUACGCAUAUAUCGCCGGUGCAGCCGCUGUUGGAAUGCUCGGAGUUCAACAAUUCAUGAGAACCGCGAAAUUGGAUCAUGCAAAAGAGGAAAAGAAUCUUAAGAAGCUGGCAAAUCUUCCAAUGUACGCACAAGAAGAAGUCAAAAAGCAUGGAAAAGAUGCUGACAGAAUUUGGGUCACUUAUAAAGACGGUGUCUACGAUGUGACCGACUUCAUUUCAAUGCAUCCUGGAGGUGAUAAGAUUCUCCUGGCUGCUGGGGCAGCAGUAGAUCCAUUCUGGGCGCUCUACAGUCAACACAAGACAGCUGAAGUGUUGGAGAUUUUGGAAGGGUAUCGAAUCGGAAGAUUGGAUGUGAAAGAUGUUCCAAAAGCAGAACCGGAUGCGUUCUCAAACGACCCGGAACGCCAUCCAGCUCUACUGGUGCGUAAUGCCAAGCCAUUCAAUGCCGAAUCCCCUCCAUCCCUUCUCACCGAUCACUUCUAUACACCUAAUGAACUGUUCUUUGUCCGCAAUCACCUUCCAGUUCCAGAUGUAUUUCGAAAAAAAGGAGACAAUCGUAACAAUACUAACGUUUUGCAGAUUAAAACCGAAGAUCAUCGUCUCACCAUCGAAACGAUGAAUGGGAAGACAAUCGAUUUGUCUGUGGAUGAGUUAAAGAAGAAAUAUAAGUCUUACACGAUUGGUAGCGUUAUUCAAUGUGCUGGAAACAGAAGAGCCGACAUGAAUCAGUACAAGAAAGUGCAAGGAUUGAUGUGGGAGGGUACAGCCAUCAGUAAUGCAGAGUGGACUGGUGUUCGAUUAAGAGAUAUCCUUGCCGACGCUGGAAUCGAUGUGUUCGAUGAGAAAAUCAAACAUGUGCACUUCGAAGGUUGCGAUGUGGACCCGACUGGCACACCGUAUGGAGCAUCUAUUCCAAUGGAAAAGGCUAGAGGGAACGAAGUUAUUGUAGCUUAUCAUAUGAAUGGUGUGGAUAUUCCAAGAGACCAUGGAGCACCAUUAAGAGUCAUUGUGCCAGGAAAUGUGGGAGCUCGUCAAGUGAAAUGGCUCCGCAAAAUUAUUGUCAGUGAGAAAGAGAGCGAUACCUUCUCUCCUGCUGUCAACAUCGGUGACGAGCUGAAAUGGGACACCGUACCAUCCAUCCAAGAGUAUCCUGUUCAAUGCGCUAUCUGCACACCAGCUCCUAACACCAAAGUUGAUCGUGACGAUGGAACUGUCGACAUUUCCGGAUACGCAUGGAGUGGUGGUGGCCGUGGUAUCAUCCGAAUCGAGAUCAGUGUUGAUGGUGGAGAGACAUGGAGUAGUUGCGAGAUGGAGCAAGAAGAGAAGCAAGACAAGGAGCACAUGUACGCGUGGACACUGUUCCGAACUGAAGUGAAGAUUCCGCCAGGAGUCAAGGAGUUCAAUAUCAUUGCCAAGGCAGUUGACAGAUCCUAUAAUACUCAACCAGAGACCGCUAGUGGUAUCUGGAAUGUUCGUGGCCUGAUCCACAAUGCAUGGCACCGUGUUCCAAUUAUUGUAAAGGACUAG
Messenger RNA from Caenorhabditis briggsae, 1647 nucleotides. It is a transcript of the gene Cbr-suox-1, whose product is annotated as Protein CBR-SUOX-1. Gene Ontology annotation, cellular component: mitochondrion. The transcript has 6 exons. Gene Ontology annotation, molecular function: heme binding; oxidoreductase activity; molybdenum ion binding. Lineage: Eukaryota; Metazoa; Nematoda; Chromadorea; Rhabditida; Rhabditidae. The record is from RefSeq and is a predicted model, not a curated record. Bases 1 to 1647 code for a protein of 548 amino acids.